Messenger RNA from Diversispora eburnea, 716 nucleotides. Lineage: Eukaryota; Fungi; Glomeromycota; Glomeromycetes; Diversisporales; Diversisporaceae. The record is from the annotation of a GenBank genome assembly.
AUGGGUAAACCUAAUUUACAUAAGGUUCUUAAGGCAUUAGAGAGGAUUCAUUUACCAAAAAAUCCGUUAAACGAAACCAAUCUCCCUUAUCCGCUUGCCUCAGGCGUUUCUGUGCAUGAUUAUAACUCUUUCAUUGAAAAUCAAGAGUCAAGUGUAUACAAAUUUGAAUACAAAAACGGCACCGUAAAUAUAGUCGAAAUGAGCUCACCUGAGCACGAAGCUGUUGUUGAUGUGCUGAGAUACUAUUUUUGUGCUCACAACCCUCCUGCUAUCACCCCUCCUAAUGCACCAAUACAAGUUUCCGGUACUCCAUUACAUCACUCACCAGCUAGAGAUGGAGGUAGAAUUUCUCCAGAUCUUGCUGUCUAUCCACAUCCAAACUUCGUUCCAGCACCUCCUGUCCCACAUCCUGGACCACCACCUAGAGCAAGAGACCGAUCAAUAAAGGCCACACUUUGGCGACAAGGAGUUCAAAAGCAAACAUGGAGAUUUGGCACCGUGAAUAAAGAUGGAACCCCUACUGGCGCUUCUGGUUGUAAUGGCCCGAACGAUCCUAACUAUAUAAUCGCGAUCCCCGUUAGCGACGUAUUUUACGAUCCUGUAAUUCCUGCAAUUGGAUACGCACCACUGCCUCCUCCUCCUCCAGCAUUGAUGAAUGCUAUUUUUAGAAUCGACUUAUACGAAGUUCAACAGAUGGUUUUAAUGCGUCAACAAAA